UGAGUGUGUAUGUAAUAGAAGCUUUUUAGUUUUGAAAUAAAUAAAUAAAUGGAGGAAUUUACUUAGGGAGGCCGGGAAACAUUGAAGAGAAGCAACAACUAACUGCUCGCUUUGAAACUGUCAGCCACCAAACACCAAAACAAAACACACAGAGACAAAUGUUUUUUAGAUAUUUUUAUUUUUACCUUCAUUUUCUUCAGAGCUUCCAUUUUUCGCCGGAUUUAAUUUCCCCUUUUCCACUCUCUCUGUUUCUUAUCUCUUAAUUCCGCCAUGGAUUUGCUGCUUCACCUUCACCUUCAGCCAUGGCAGCUUCAUCUCUUCCUUUUAUUCCUUUCUCUUUCCCCUGUUUGUUAUUGCCAACUUAGUCCCCCUCAAAAUAUCGAAACUUUCUACCCUUCCCCAGUUAUUCCUCAACCACCAUCGCCAAUAUCGCCGUCGUCUUCACUUGACCAUCCGCCGUCGUCCACGUCAACGAAAACCAUCGCCACGGCGGUGGCUGUCACUGCAGUGGGUGUGGCUCUGAUUUCCACGUUGUUCUUCUUUUUAAUACAGAGAUAUGUGAUCGGAAGAAAACGAAAAACAGAGGAGGCUAAUUCAGGGACGGGUCCGGCGGGUUUGAACUCGCAGCCGGCGGUUGCUCAGAGUGAAUUUUCGCGUGUUGAUGGGAAUCUUAAAGGGUUUAUUGUGGAUGAAAAUGGGUUGGAUGUGAUUUAUUGGAAGAGACUUGAAAGAAAGAAAUCCAAGAAUAGCUUUCAUCGGAGUGAUGGAGAAGGAAAUGUUAAGGAAAAUCGAAGCAAAAAGUCAGAGCCUGUUCAAGAAAUUCCUCUUCUUCGAGGAAAAUCUUCGACUUCACAUGUUAAGAUUGCACCGGAAGAUGAAGAAUCCAGUCGGAUUACAUCGCCACCACCCCCUCCGCCGCCCCAGAUUAACAACCCUCCGCCAUUUAUUGAGAAUUCUGUUCAGUCAGUUGGAAAACCAUCAAGUAGUUCGAAUCUUUCAUCAGCAGCGCCACCGCAGCCGGCGGAAAUUCAGGUACCUCCGUCACAAUCUCUCAUGGCUGUUCCUAAAAAUAAGAGCUCUGUUCCGCCACCGCCCCCAUCAAUUCCAGCCAAGACCAAUUCAAGACUGCCGCCGCCGCCUCCUCCCAUUCCGGCCAAGACCAAUUCAAGACCGCCGCCGCCUCCUCCUCCCAUUCAAUCCAAGACCAAUUCAGCAGGUCCACCUCCCCCUCCUAUACCGGCCAAAGCAAAUCCGGCAGCACCACCGCUGCCACCACCCAAACCCGGCGGUUCAAAAUUGCCCUCAAGGCCUGCACCUGCAAAAGAGGGUAAUAAAUCCUCUGGAGAGGCUUCUUCAUCAGCCGACAAUGGUCAGGUUAAAAUGAAGCCCCUGCAUUGGGAUAAAGUGAACACUGCAAAUGCCGAUCAUUCCAUGGUUUGGGACAAAAUGAGCGCCGGUUCUUUCAAAUUUGAUGGGGAUCUUAUGGAAGCUCUGUUUGGAUAUGUCGCAACGAACCGGAAGUCCCCCCGGAGUGAAGCUAGUUCUUCAGCAAACGCCGUUGGUCGGAACUCGGGGCCGUCGCAAACUUUCAUUCUUGAACCGAAAAAAUCUCAGAACAUAGCCAUUGUAAUCAAGUCCUUGACCAUUCCUCGUAACGAAAUCCUCGAUGCGCUCAACGAAGGUCAAGGCCUCGAAACAGAGAUUCUUGAAAAACUCACAAGAAUUGCUCCGACUCAAGAAGAAAUUUCCCAAAUUCUUGCUUACAAAGGAGACCCUCAGAAGCUAGCUGAUGCCGAAUCUUUCCUUUACCAUCUUCUCAAAUCGGUUCCAUCUGCCUUUACGCGCUUCAACGCCAUGCUUUUCCGAUUGAAUUUCACUUCGGAGAUUCUCCAUCUCAAGGAAUCUAUACAAACUCUGGAAUCCGCCUGCAAGGAACUAAGAACUCGAGGGCUGUUUUUGAAACUUCUUGAAGCAAUUCUCAAAGCUGGGAAUCGGCUAAAUGCAGGAACUGCAAGAGGAAAUGCCAGAGCUUUCAACCUUACAGCUCUUCGGAAGCUCUCUGACGUUCGAAGCACUGAUGGGAAAACCACUUUGCUUCACUUUGUCGUGCAAGAAGUGGUCAGGGCAGAAGGGAAAAAGUGUAUUUUAAACAGGAAGAAGAGCUUGAGCCGUAAUAGCAGUCAUAGCAGUGACAACAGCUUUAGCAGCUCCGAAAAUUCAACUGCGAAGGAAGACAGAGUAAAGGAAUAUAUGAUGUUGGGACUACCAGUGGUGGGAGGUCUAAGUGCCGAGUUCUCUAAUGUAAAGAAAGCGGCGGCAAUCGACUACGAGAGCUUCGUCAAGGCCUGGCCAUCGCUGACUAGCCGAACUGCAGAAAUCCAGCAGCUCUCGACUCAAAUUGGAAACAAUGAAGGUGGUUUUGCUAAAGAAAUGAGAGUGUUUCUUGAGGCAGCAGAGAGAGAGCUGAAGGGUGUGAAAGAAGAACAAACGAAGGUGAUGGAGUUAGUGAUGAAGACAACAGAGUAUUAUCAGGCAGUAAGUUCAAAAGAUAAAGAAGCAAAUCGGCUUCAAUUAUUCAUCAUAGUUAAAGAUUUCCUAGAGAUGGUAGAUCGAGUGUGUGUUGAAAUUACCCGAGAUCUCCAGAGGAGGAGAUCGUCUGGAGUAAAUAUGGGUUUGGGUUCGGGUUCAUCGCCGGUGAGAUCAAAGGCCAUCUUCCAUAACUUGCCGGAAAAUUUUAUGUCAGACAAGUCCAGAGGCAGCUCUAGUGAUACAGAUGAUGAAUUCUGAGCAAAUUUUAUUCAUAAAUGUAUUCUCAUUUUUGUUAAACUAAUGUACAUAAGAUUCGGAAUCAGGAACAAAAGAUGUAACAAUAGGGCAUUUUUUCAUGUACUUAAAUUGUUUGAUACAAUUCAUCAUAGCAUUAAGUCUGUGAUUUGCAGAUCUAAGCAUUAUCCAAAUGGUAAAUUACAAAAGCUUUGAUUUUACAA
Messenger RNA from Benincasa hispida (wax gourd), 2987 nucleotides. RefSeq names its product formin-like protein 4. Lineage: Eukaryota; Viridiplantae; Streptophyta; Magnoliopsida; Cucurbitales; Cucurbitaceae. Gene Ontology annotation, molecular function: actin filament binding. The record is from RefSeq and is a predicted model, not a curated record. Gene Ontology annotation, biological process: actin cytoskeleton organization; actin nucleation.